AGCCGGCCCCGCUGUGCGAUUGUUGUCUGCAUAGCGUUGGGGAAGUCGCUCCUUGACCGCCCCUCUUCCCCGACUCCUGUUGUGGCUGCUAGGCAACCCGGGCCCCUGGCAGCCCCGCGGUGAACUCCUCCGCACCUCCGCACUCAGCUCAUCCCCAUCUAGAAACUCCCCAGUAAAUUCAAGAUGAGGACCAGGCACCCACUGGCGAAGGAUGACCCCACUAUCGACGCCGCAGCAGACGACGAUGAAGCCGGACGCGCCGCCGCCCCCGUGCCCUCAGCGCCCUCAGCGUCUGACAGGAUUAGCAGCUGGCUGCGGGUCGCCGCUGAGGACACAGUCCGGCCUGCUGGGGCGGUGGGACAGCCGUCCCGAUGCAACUGCCUGGAGUCCUUCGUGGCACAAAUGGAGGAGCAGCAGGCAGCGCAGCAGGCAGCGCAGCACGCCCCGCAGCGCCGCUGGCUGGAACGGCAAGAGCGAGUGGCGAGGCUGCAAGAGCGAGAGGCGAGGCUGCCAGAGCGAGAGGCGAGGAUGCAAGAGCGAGAGGCGAGGCUGCAAGAGCGAGUGGCGAGGCUGGAGGAACGAGAGGCGAGGCUAAAAGAGCGAGAGGCGAGGCUGCAAGAAUAUGAAGUGCGCAUGGACAUUCUUGAAAUGCAUCUUGGAUUAAAGGUGCCAUCAAAGCAGCAGCAUAAAGGAGAUCGCGAAGUUCUGUAUUUUCUCCUGCUCGAGUCGUUCACAAUGAUUUGGCCGCACUUGACCGUGGCCUAA
Molecule: messenger RNA, 765 nt
Organism: Frankliniella occidentalis (western flower thrips)
Lineage: Eukaryota; Metazoa; Arthropoda; Insecta; Thysanoptera; Thripidae
Exons: 5
Coding region: 184-765 (193 amino acids)
Source: RefSeq, a predicted model, not a curated record